CAAAGUGAGGAAGCUGUCUCCAUAGGGAAGAGGCCUGAUGUGGACUGUCCGAACUGAAGGAGGGCACUUUCCUCUCCAUAGCCCCACCUUCUCCUGGAGGAAUGUAGCUUUCCUGCUGCUUCUCUCCCUUGCUUUGGAGUGGACUUCUGCAAUGCUGACCAAGAAGAUCAAACACAAACCAGGGUUAUGUCCCAAAGAGAGGCUCACCUGUACCACUGAACUUCCGGACUCAUGUAACACAGAUUUUGACUGCAAGGAAUACCAGAAGUGCUGCUUUUUUGCCUGUCAGAAGAAGUGCAUGGAUCCCUUUCAAGAACCCUGCAUGCUACCUGUGAGGCAUGGAAACUGUAAUCAUGAGGCACAGCGCUGGCAUUUUGACUUUAAAAAUUACCGCUGCACACCCUUCAAAUACAGGGGCUGCGAAGGGAAUGCCAACAACUUCUUAAAUGAGGAUGCCUGCAGAACGGCCUGCAUGUUAAUUGUUAAGGAUGGACAAUGCCCACUCUUCCCUUUCACUGAACGUAAGGAGUGUCCACCUUCAUGUCACAGUGACAUCGAUUGUCCCCAGACAGACAAAUGUUGUGAAUCCAGGUGUGGCUUUGUUUGUGCCAGGGCCUGGACAGGUAAGGAUUGGGGAUAUACCUCCCAAAUCUAUUGGGCAUGUGCCAAGGAUGUCAUGCUGUCUCCAUGGAGUGGGGGGUGUCUUGAACCUCAGAUGCUCCUUGGGCUCAUCUUUGAGGAUCUUUGGGAACCCCUUUUAAUGCCCAACAAGUUAUAUUGACCUCUUGACCUCUGAAGACUAUUGUGCUGUUCUUCAAAGCCAGUAAUUCAUAGCAUUGCUCUCUAUUCUUCCCCAAGAAAACUUAUUUUUUCUGAGACUCAUUCCUCAAUGACUUGCAAGGUGACAAUAUUCACCGAUUCAUAAAAAAUUCAUAACCAUGAGGUGUAUUCCUAAUAAGCCCUCAUGUCUGCACAGAACUUCAAAGCAUGCACAUCAUAUUCAUAUCCUGUAAGAUGGGCUGGGGAAAACAUUAGUAGCAAAUGAUGUUGGAUAGAAGCCAACUUUCCUGCCUCCUCUAAGGCAGGUGUUUACUUCCCCAUGUAGUCCCAGGGAUUGUCCAGGUGUGGCUUUAAGGUUCUAAGGUUCAGUAUAGUGUGGUGGCAGGAGUCCAAGGCUUUUCAACCUACUUCAACUUUUCUACUGGCUUUCUAUGUGGCAUUGGGCAACUCAUUUCCCUCUAAAUACGCCUCAAUGCCUACAAUUUGUAAAACAAGAAGGUUCUGUGUGCUAAUACUCCUGCCACCUGUGGUACUCUGGGGUUAUAUAACCCAGAUCCAUUAAUUCUGUAGGAGCAGACAGGAAUCCUAUCAGAUGGUACAAGUCAGAGAUGGUAAGACUUUUCUUGAUGCUCCUCAAGUUAUUAGUCGUAGAAAGUUGAUACUCUGCCUCCUCCAGUCUAUUGUUACUGUAGGGGGAAAGGUAAGAAGCUUAAUCAGAAUAAAACCUUGUUUGAGAUUCCCAAGAUUCCUCAAAUUUGUCUCAAAUUAUGACCAAGUAUUUCAAGGUCAAGUGUUUUCUUUUACCCCAUAAAGUCAAAAAAGGUUUCUGCCCACGCAAGCCCUUGCUAUGUACCAAGAUUGAUAAACCCAAGUGCCUGCAGGAUGAGGAG
Messenger RNA from Homo sapiens (human), 1670 nucleotides. It is a transcript of the gene WFDC8, whose product is annotated as WAP four-disulfide core domain 8. The record is from RefSeq and is a predicted model, not a curated record. Gene Ontology annotation, molecular function: peptidase inhibitor activity; serine-type endopeptidase inhibitor activity. Lineage: Eukaryota; Metazoa; Chordata; Mammalia; Primates; Hominidae. Gene Ontology annotation, cellular component: extracellular region. The transcript has 5 exons. The coding region runs from base 38 to 781 and encodes 247 amino acids.